Molecule: messenger RNA, 2622 nt
Organism: Myxocyprinus asiaticus (Chinese sucker)
Lineage: Eukaryota; Metazoa; Chordata; Actinopteri; Cypriniformes; Catostomidae
Exons: 10
Coding region: 162-1394 (410 amino acids)
Source: RefSeq, a predicted model, not a curated record
AGCGCACGGGGUGUUCCCUGCGCGUUGGGCAGCUGACGGAAGUGAAGAGCUCUUGUGUUGUUGUAUUGAGCUUGACUGUGUUAAAAUGCUUGGAUCACAUUUGUGAGAUAAGUGAAAGUAUGACUGCGCUCUGAUCGUGUCAUGACAUCCGCGCGCUUACUAUGGCCGCUUUACCGGGUCCCGCCGAACCGGAUCAGUCGCUGCAGCACAUGCUGAAAGCCAUCGUCGACGAGCGGAACCGCCUGAACAUCAGACAGGACCUGAGCGGACUGGGGUGCUUUAAGGAUGACCGGAUAGUGUUCUGGACGUGGAUGUUCUCCACAUACUUUAUGGAGAAAUGGGCGCCGCGUCAGGAUGAUAUGCUCUUCUAUGUGAGACGCAAGCUUUCGUAUGUCAGUGCCGACAACACAGAAGGAAAGAAGGUGGAGGUUGAAGUUUACAGAAGAGACUCGAAAAAGCUGCCUGGACUGGGUGAUCCUGAUAUUGACUGGGAGGAGAGCGUGUAUCUCAACCUUAUCCUGCAGAAACUGGACUAUGUGGUCACAUGUGCAGUUUGCACACGCUCAGAUGCAGGAGACAUUCACAUCCACAAGAAGAAAUCACAGCAAGUUUUUGCUUCUCCAAGCAAACACCCCAUGGACAGCAAAGGUGAAGAGUCCAAAAUGAGCUACCCAAACAUAUUCUUCAUGAUCGACAACUUCGAGGAGGUGUUCAGUGAUAUGACCGUUGGAGAAGGUGAGAUGGUUUGUGUAGAGCUGGUGGCCAGUGACAAGGCCAACACGUUCCAGGGUGUGAUCUUCCAAGGGUCCAUCCGCUACGAAGCCCUCAAGAAAGUCUAUGACAACCGGGUAAGUGUGGCAGCUAAGAUGGCGCAGCGCAUGUCUUUUGGCUUCUACAAGUACAACAACAUGGAGUUUGUGCGGAUGAAAGGGCCUCAGGGCAAAGGUCAUGCUGAGAUGGCUGUGAGUCGAGUGCCCACUGGUGACACCUCGCCCUGCGGCACUGAAGAAGACCAAGAUUCCCCCCUCCAUGAGAGGGUGACAUCAUUCAGCACCCCCCCAACCCCAGAGCGAAACAGACCCUCCUUCUUCUCACCAUCACUGCGCCGCAAAGUGCCCCGAAACAGAAUCGCUGAGAUGAAGAAAUCACACUCUGCAAAUGACAGUGAGGAGUUCUUCAGAGAGGAAGAUGAUGAAGACCUGUGCAACACCACAAACCUGCGCUCGCGAUCUCUGUCUGGGACGAGUCGAUCACUGGUGGGUUCUUGGCUCAAGCUGAACAGAAAAGAGGACUAUUUCUUGCUGUAUUCUUAUCUCACCUAUGUGACUCUUCCUUUGCAUCGCAUCACCACAGAUAUUCUGGAGGUGAGACAAAAGCCCAUUUUGAUGACAUAGCAUUUCCUGUCUUCUUUAAACCACAUUACCAAGUGCCUCCUCACAUCAGGCCCACAAGGAACUGCCAUCUGGUGUCUGGACAGAUUACCAAAAAAUACACAACAGCAAAAGAGAAGAGGCAAAAGGGGAAACCUAAGGAAUAAAAUCUCUCAAGAAAUGCCUCUUCUAGCUAUUUCUGCCUGUGGAAUCGACGCGACCAGCAGAAACGACUCGAGACCUGGGACUGAAAUGGCACUAGAUAACACCAGACAUUGACGCAAAAGGGAAAUGUUUAAUGGGAAAUAAGACAAAGAAUAACUGAAUGUCUUUCUUGUAAAUACAUUGCUGCUUACUCAGUGAAAUGUAUGACCACAACCCCAUCCCUUCAGCCUAUCCUAAAGAGACACUUUGUAAUUUUCACGAUGUUGCUGAUUUUGUGCAUAGUAUAUUUUCCAAAGGACAUUUCCUUGCAGCUCUAGGCCUUAAUACAUCGCUGACCAGCUAACAUGUAAAUAAUGACAGAAUUUUGGGUGAACCAUUCCUUUCAGAAAAUGCUGGAUGUCCAGCAAAUGUUCUCCUAUGCUUACACACUGUCUGUUAAUUGAUUUGUUUGAUGCUCUUUAUGAUAUCCAAAUACUAGUGAAUAUGAUGUAUCGAAGGAACUUUAAAGCAUGGUUCCCAUGGCCAUUUUUUGGGCUCAGUACGUUUCUGACAUCACCAGAGCACAGCGCUUAGAAACAUCAACAUCCACAAUUGACACUUUGUCUAUUAUGUGGCUCUAGAUAGUCCUUCGCUGCAAGUAAAAGGGUCUUCUUAAGUUUGUUUUGUUUUUGAACAGUCUUUUGCACUAAAGGGCUUUUGGAGUUGAACAUGUAUAGCCAACCCAAAUUGUCAGUAUUGAUUUUUGUGUGUCAGCUGAAUGUAAUAGUUGAUCCAACAGCUUUAAUAUCCAUUUGAUUUUAGAUAGGCAAACUUGCCAGCAGCAUUUUUAAAAUGCUGUUUGAACUAUAAGUCCAUUUUCUUUUAUCAUGGUGUAGGUGAAGAGUUUCUGUUAUAGGCUGUUUUUUAGGACAUCUCCAGUUUGUUAAAUGCUUUACAUGCGCUUUUGUAUCAAGUGGUAAUUAAGCAUCAAGUGGUAAUUAAGCAAAGUAAAUGUGCAUGUUGUCAUAUUUAUGUUGGUAAUAUAUACAGUAUAUAUACACUUUUUCUGUACAUCUUUAUGAAAAUACACAUUUGAAAAAAAAAACAA